AUGAAGUGGCUUUUGAACCUAUUCGCCCUAUUCGCCCUGCUCUCCCUUGUUCUCGCAAGUGACCCGCACGGCAUGAUUCGUCGCCGAGAUCACGUCAAGAGGGACGAUGACAUCUGCUACAAAUGUGUCAAGUCGUACUUUGACUGCUUCCGACUGUUUGGUUUCCAGGGGUGCACUGUGAAAGAUGCCGAGCACUACACCUGGUGUCGCCAGUGCACUGGUGAGGACCCGCCUUGGUAA
Malassezia restricta is the source of this 240-nucleotide messenger RNA. RefSeq lists its product as uncharacterized. The record is from RefSeq and is a predicted model, not a curated record. The transcript has a single exon. The coding region runs from base 1 to 240 and encodes 79 amino acids. Lineage: Eukaryota; Fungi; Basidiomycota; Malasseziomycetes; Malasseziales; Malasseziaceae.